UUCUCUCUCCUUCUCCCUCCUCGCGCCUACUCUUUCUUUGCUCUCGUAGCAGAGGAGAGAGAAACUUGGAGAACUCUCCUCUUGCUCUCAAUCUAUCUUCAUAUACUAUACCCAAUACAUACAUAUCUACAAUCAUAUUCAAUUUUUCAAAUUCAGUUUUCGUUGAUUCUUCUAUUCACCUGUUCUCUUUCUUAAUCAAUUUUCCGGGAAGAUAGUUGAGUUAUGCAGGCUGAUCAGACGGUGCUAAGCUUGAGACCUGGUGGCGGCGGAGGAAAUCGAGGAAACAGAACCCUUGUACCUCGAUUUGAUUCAUCUGCUUUAGGUGGUUCAGAUCUUCCUGGUUUUCGUCCUCAUGGCGGUGUUUCUCAUGCUUUCUCUAUCAAGUCUGGAGAUUCACGCUUUGAAGCACGCGAACGUGUUCGGUACACUAGGGAUCAACUUUUGCAACUUAGAGAUGUUGCAAAGAUUUCAGAGGAGAUAGCUAAAAUUAAGCAAGAUGUUGAAUCCGAACUUUUUGGCGAAGAGCAGGUCUGGGGCCGUGAAAGCACGACUGCAAUUCAACCUCCCAACCGAUUCUCGGAACCUGAUGAGCGUGAUUGGCGUGGCCGGUCAGCGCAACCUCCUGGCCCUGAUGACCAGGGUAGAUCUAGGGAAGCUAACCGUGGGACUAGAGAUUUUGGCAGCCAACAAGAACCUAACCGCCAAGAUCAACUUAACUCUCAGUUUGCAAGGACACAGAUAUCUGGCCAAACGAUUGGACAAUCUCCUGCUCUAAUCAAAGCGGACGUGCCAUGGUCAGUUAGAAGGGGAAAUCUCUCGGAUAAGGAUCGUGUCUUGAAGACAGUAAAAGGGAUAUUGAACAAACUGACUCCUGAGAAGUUUGACGUCCUCAAGGGUCAGCUUAUUGAUUCUGGCAUCACUAGUGCUGAUAUUUUGAAGGGAGUUAUUUCUUUGAUAUUUGAUAAGGCUGUACUUGAACCUACCUUUUGUACUAUGUAUGCACAACUGUGUUCUGAUCUUGAUGCAAAGCUCCCUCCUUUUCCAUCCGAUGAACCUGGUGGUAAAGAAAUCACGUUCAAGAGAGUACUAUUGAAUAAUUGUCAGGAGGCUUUUGAAGGUUCUGACCAACUUAGGGCAGAACUAAGUCAGAUGACCUCCCCUGAGCAAGAAAUGGAGCGUAGAGACAAAGAAAGAAUGCUAAAGCUUCGAACCCUUGGUAAUAUUCGCCUUAUUGGCGAGCUUUUGAAGCAGAAAAUGGUGCCUGAAAAGAUUGUUCAUCAUAUUGUUCAGGAACUCUUAGGACCUGACAAUAAGGUCUGUCCAGAAGAAGAAAACGUGGAAGCCAUAUGCCACUUCUUUAACACUAUUGGUAAACAACUUGAUGAAAAUCCUAGAUCGAGACGUGCUAAUGAUGUAUACUUCAAUCGUUUAAAGGAACUUGUGUCCAACUCACAACUGGCUCCAAGGCUGCGAUUCAUGAUUCGAGAUAUCAUUGAUUUGCGCUCAAAUAAUUGGGUUCCUAGACGAGAAGAGGUCAAAGCAAAGACAAUUACAGAAAUUCACAUGGAAGCAGAGAAAACCAUGGGUCUUCGGCCUGGUGCAACCGCAAGCAUUAGAAGUGGUCGUGUAACUGGUUCUUCUAGUGGUCAAGGAAAUCUAAGUCCUGGCAGUAACUUCCCCAUGAACCGCCCUGGAUCUGGUGGAAUGAUGCCGGGCAUGCCUUCCGGAACCAGAAAGAUGCCCGGAAUGCCCGGGCUCGAAAACGACUGGGAGGUGGUUCUUAGGUCCCGCCCAAUGCCUAGAGGUGAUGGACCAAUUCUGCAGGGACGUGUCCAACCACAAUUGAUCGGAAAGUCACCUUCAUUAACCUCGAAAUUCCUUCCCCAGGGUAGUGGUGGUUUGGUAAGUGGCAGGACAAGUGCCCUUUUGCAAGGCAGUGGUCCCGAACCUGUUAGGCCUGUAACCAUACCUGCAACCAAGCCAGCGGUGGUCACCGUUCUUCCUCCACCUCCUGUUACGACUCCGACUCCAAUAAAGAAUUCCGAAGCACUUAAGAGGAAGACAAUCUCUCUUCUCGAGGAAUACUUUAACGUUCGGAUGUUGGACGAGGCUUUACAGUGUGUGGAGGAGCUGAAUUCUCCGGCUUAUCUUUCUGAAUUCGUUAAAGAAGCAAUUUCCCUCGCCCUCGAGAAAAUUCCACCCUGCACUGAUCCGAUAGUGAAACUGUUGGAAUACUUGUUGGUUAAGAAGGUUUUGACUGAGAGAGAGAUAGGAACCGGGUGUCUUCUCUAUGGGGAAUUGAUGGAUGAUAUAGCGAUUGAUUUGCCAAAAGCACCAAAUAACUUUGGUGAGGUGAUUGGGAAGUUGAUACUGGCUGGAGGUCUCAACUUUAAGGUGGUGCACGAAAUACUGAGUAAGAUUGAGGAUGAUUUGUUUCGGAAAUUGGUGUUUACUGCUGCAAGGAGCGCUGUGGGUUCGAAUCUAGCGGAUAAUAUGGUGUCUGAUGUCGAGGCUUGCGAGAGCCUUCUUAAAUGAAUAAAACUCGACACCCCUUAUCUCGUCUACAGGUAAUGAUUUUAUCUGAGGAAUUGGAAACAUUUUGUUUGAUGAGGUGAUUCUUGGUGGCUAAAGUUGUUUAUUGCAAUAUGUUGUUUAAUGUUAUAAGACUGUGUUUAAGUGAGAUUAUUUUUGUUCCCUUUUUGCAACAGCUAGUUCAUACACAAAGACUAGAUUUUACCUUUUUUUUUUUUGAUCUUUUACCAUUCUGUUUACAGAGAAUUAAAGUGUCAUCUAAGUAUUUAUUUGGUGGAUUUUCUUAUUUGAUCAAACUUAAUUUGCUUUUGGAUUUA
Messenger RNA from Impatiens glandulifera, 2849 nucleotides. RefSeq names its product eukaryotic translation initiation factor-like. NCBI's taxonomy places the organism in Eukaryota, Viridiplantae, Streptophyta, Magnoliopsida, Ericales, Balsaminaceae. Bases 223 to 2535 code for a protein of 770 amino acids. The transcript has 9 exons. Gene Ontology annotation, molecular function: mRNA binding; translation initiation factor activity; protein binding. The record is from RefSeq and is a predicted model, not a curated record. Gene Ontology annotation, cellular component: eukaryotic translation initiation factor 4F complex.